This is a messenger RNA of Baudoinia panamericana UAMH 10762, 1836 nucleotides long. RefSeq lists its product as uncharacterized. The transcript is spliced from 2 exons. The record is from RefSeq and is a predicted model, not a curated record. The coding region runs from base 43 to 1836 and encodes 597 amino acids. NCBI's taxonomy places the organism in Eukaryota, Fungi, Ascomycota, Dothideomycetes, Mycosphaerellales, Teratosphaeriaceae. Gene Ontology annotation, molecular function: DNA-binding transcription factor activity, RNA polymerase II-specific; zinc ion binding; DNA binding. Gene Ontology annotation, biological process: DNA-templated transcription; regulation of DNA-templated transcription.
GCACGAGCUCUCCACUCAACACUGCUCCUUGUCCUCACCAUCAUGCCAACUCCUAACGCCCGAAGCGCAUGGUCCUGCGAGCAAUGCCGGCGUCGCAAGGUUCGCUGCGGUCGGGGUGAUCCAUGUGACCACUGUGUGCGUCGUGGAGAGCAAUGUACUUGGCUCAUCAGUAGCCGCCCUCAGGCAACCGAGUCAGCUGAUAGCGGCCAAUCCCCAACAGUAACCCAGCUACAGGCGCGUAUCGAGCAUGUUGAGGCCAUCCUGCAGCACAAUGGGCUGCUACUGCCCGUAGGAUCGCCUCGCGCCCAGGUUAGCGUCCCGUCACCUCGAACGGCUGAGAACGAACAUGUUGUCCGUAUCGAGCAGCUUACAGGCGUGUCGCCGGAAAACACGCUGCACUCGGAUGUAAACACACACGACGACUUCGAUCAUCAGAUCAUCACGACCUCUCCUCUCAGCCGUCGUAAGCAAACCAGGAAUGGAUGCAGCCCGACGUCGUCAGCCAGACCAUCGGCGGAAACGUUACGGGCCUUACAUAUCCUUGACAUUGCGCUCCCUCAUCGUCUCAAGAGCGAUGACCUGCUCGAAAGCUAUCUGCUGCGUGUAGAGUGGAUCCAUCAUCCACUGCAUGUACCAACUUUCAAGGCCGAGUACGACGCCUUUUGGCAAGCCCGCAGUUUCCCUUUAGAGAGUCGAAGCGUACCGGACCUGCAAUGGCUUGCACUACUCAUGAUUAUUCUGUGCCUUGGCAGCCAUUUUCAUGAGACUAAUGCGAACACGGACUUGGAGGAGAAAUUGUACGACGCUUCUCACGAACUGCUUACGCUCUCUAAGUUCCUUGCGAAUCACAGUAUUACUGUUAUACAGACUCUGAUCUGUAUGGGCCUCUGGCUUAACAAUCGUGGUUUGAGCGACACCCAUCAUGCACAGCUUGCUCUCGCCAUCAAGAUGGCUGCGAACCUAGGCAUCAAUAAGCUAGACGUCAAAAGCGGAGCCGCCUUCGCGGCCGACGAUGCAGCCUUCUUCGCUAAAUCUAUCGACCGACAAUCAUCCGAUGAAGUGGCUGACCUACAGAUUCGACACGAGCUUCAGCGCCGCAUUUGGUGGUCCCUCGUUUGCCAGGACUUCUAUACUGCAUCGUCUUGUAAUUUCACAUACUUCAUCCACCCUAAGCAAUCCAAGACCCUUCUCUUUGCGAACGUGGACGACGAGCAGCUAACGAACAACCCGAUGGGCGCUGUGCGGUGCUUGUCCAUAGACGACUGCGCAACAGCAUCGACUUACCAGCUCGUCAAGAUCCCGUUUGCACGAGUGGCAAAAGCAAUGGUGGAUCUCUAUAAUGACGACCAGCUAUCGUAUGACGCAGUCCUUGACCUGGAAAGCAUGCUGUGGACAUACUAUGCUGCUCUUCCCGACUACUUCAAGUGGCGAAGCCCACCAGUAGGCUUACCUACCAUCCCCGCGAGUAGACAUGCACAGCCGAAGCAGCUCGAGUGGCAGCGACUCUUCCUUGCUUUCACCGUGCACAACCGCGUUCUCAGGCUGCAUCGCCCGUUCAUGGCGCGUGGAUAUAGUGACACUUCAAUGUUGCACUCCCGUCGAGCAACUGUUGGCUCGGCAGCUGCAUGCCUCGAGCUUGGUGAACAUGGCGCGCAAAUUGAGUUCCCUGGCAUGCGGUGGUGGGUAGUGUUGAUACACAUAUUCACAGCUGGCAUUGUCUUCUGCAUUGAUUACGAUUACAUGAUACAUCACGAACACAGCCGCGGCCAUCCUGAAGACGACUUACGUCAGGAAAGAGCCGGUCAAGUUACACUGUUCCGGCUGCGAGAGCUGUGA